AUGAUUCCGCCGCAAGCUACAAACACCUUCUAUAGGGAGCCUGAGUUCGAGACUCUCCAGCUUCAUGCUGGUCAAGAAGUCGACUCCGCUACAAACGCACGCGCUCCUCCCAUCUAUGCCAGCACUAGCUUCGUAUUCAACAACUCCAAGCAUGGCGCAGAUCUAUUCGGCCUCAGAUCUCUAGGGAACAUAUACUCUCGUAUGGGGAACCCAACUGUGGGCGUUUUCGAACGGCGAAUGGCAGCCCUCGAAGGAGGUGUCGCCGCCGUAGCGGCGUCCAGCGGCCAUGCUGCACAAUUUAUGGCUAUCGCUGCGAUUGCACGCGCAGGCGACAAUAUAGUAUCCUCGUCCUACCUCUAUGGCGGAACAUAUAACCAGUUCAAUGUCUUUCUUAAGAAGUUCGAUAUUCGUGUCAAGUUUGUCCCAAGCCUUGAGCCCGAGUCAUUCGCUGCUGCAAUAGAUUACAGAACCAAAGCACUGUAUGUUGAAAGCAUUGGGAACCCCAAGAACACUGUUGCUCCCCUUCCUGAACUGGCUAAAGUAGCUCACGACCAUGGUAUUCCCCUGAUCGUGGACAGCACGUUUGGGAUGGGAGGCUACCUCAUCCGACCCAUCGAGCACGGUGCAGAUAUCGUUACCCAUAGCGCAACCAAGUGGAUCGGCGGGCACGGCACGGUCCUCGGGGGCGUUGUGAUCGACGGCGGAAAGUUUGACUGGGCCGCAUCCGGGAAGUUUCCGGACUUCACCGAACCUGCAGAGGGCUAUCACGGCAUGCGAUUCGUCGAUACGUUCGGCAAGGCCGUCCUUGCCGUCAAGGUCCGGCUGGACGUUCUCCGCGAUCUCGGCCCUGCUAUGGAUCCCUUCGCAGCGUUCCUUAUGCUACAAGGAUUGGAGACUCUGAGCCUGCGCGCACAGCGUCACUCGGACAACGCUCUCGCACUUGCCAAGUGGCUGGAGAAGCACCCAAAAGUCUCCUGGGUAUCCUAUCUUGGACUCGAGUCGCACGAGUCGUACCGAGAUGCGCUUCGCCUCUUCCGGCCGAAUGCAUUCGGUGGGAUGCUCACAUUCGGUGUCAAGGGGGACGCGCAAGUGGGGAGCGAGGUUGUUGAUAAGUUGAAGCUUGCGAGUAAUCUCGCUAACGUCGGCGAUGCGAAGACGCUUGUGAUUCAUCCAGCUACCACAACUCACCAACAGUUAACUGUCGAGGAACAGCUCGCGUCGGGAGUAACCCCGGACUUGAUUAGGGUUUCUGUCGGCAUCGAAAACAUAGCCGACAUUAUCGCCGACUUCGACAACGCCCUCAAGAUUGUGCCGUGA
Dichomitus squalens LYAD-421 SS1 is the source of this 1317-nucleotide messenger RNA. RefSeq names its product O-acetylhomoserine ami. Gene Ontology annotation, molecular function: pyridoxal phosphate binding; transferase activity, transferring alkyl or aryl (other than methyl) groups. The record is from RefSeq and is a predicted model, not a curated record. NCBI's taxonomy places the organism in Eukaryota, Fungi, Basidiomycota, Agaricomycetes, Polyporales, Polyporaceae. The transcript has 14 exons. Gene Ontology annotation, biological process: transsulfuration. The coding region runs from base 1 to 1317 and encodes 438 amino acids.